This is a messenger RNA of Trichoderma harzianum CBS 226.95, 609 nucleotides long. RefSeq lists its product as hypothetical. The transcript has 2 exons. Bases 150 to 581 code for a protein of 143 amino acids. NCBI's taxonomy places the organism in Eukaryota, Fungi, Ascomycota, Sordariomycetes, Hypocreales, Hypocreaceae. The record is from RefSeq and is a predicted model, not a curated record.
GACGAUGUCUUCAGCAGCCCAGGCCCCCAGCUUGGUUUCCCAAUGCACUCAAUUGCAUGCCUAGGCGACUGUUCCGUACCGUGGCGAAUCCGCUUUGACAACAAUCAUCGACUGCACGUGGAGAGCGUAUUGGAAGCCAAGGAACAUUAAUGAGCAGCCCGGUUACCACUCGCUCCCCUGCUCGAUUGCUCGACAGCUAUCAUGCAUCUCCAGUAUUUGCGAAACAGACAGUGAAGCGACUUGACGUUGCGAUCAGAAUGACCAGGUCUAGUGUCGGCGAAGGGCACUGCGCUUGCCUGGUGACACCAUUCACCUACGAGUAUUUGACAGAAUCGGAGCCGAGACGGUUCGCUUUACACACUCCUGUCCGAGCCUCACAUUCUUCAUCUUCGACUCGAGACACCUGUGCGAAGUUGACAAGUCAUCCCAUGAGACCAGAUUUGCAACUGACACAUAAGGGCACGGAUGUCACUUUCAAUUCUGCUCUCUGUGAUGUAGCAAAGCUCACGAGCAAGCAGAUGAAAUUAGGCGACAUCUACAAGCAGAGCAUUGAUGCAGUGAAGGUGUCUCGAGCCCCCUAGUGAGUGUAAUAAUUGUAAUACCUGUGGC